AAAAGACUAAAGAAUGGGCUAAAAGAAGGGAGCCGACGUUAACAAAGGUAAGUUUGUUUUAAAUAUUUAUUUUAUAAUUGUUUUAAAACCCGACGGCCUUUGAGUAUAUGAUAAAGUUCAUUUCUUGCAAGUUGUAUUUUAGCAAGAUUUUGUAAAUUUCAAAACCAUUCUGAGAGCCAAAAACGUCUAAAAACGUCUAAAAGAAUAGAGCAAAGUCGCCGACGUUAGCGAAGGUAUAGUCGUUUUAAAUAUUGAUGUAUUUUUUGUCUUAUAAUUGAUAUAUUUAUAACUGAUAGUGGUGGGCGAUACGGGGAAUAUCGAACUAAACCUAUCAUUGCGUAUAUAAGUGAAAAAAGACAGCAUAUAUAAUUUCAGUGUAGUUUUAUUAACUACUUUUUCUUUUGUAUAUUAAAGUAUUUAAAUAAAGAGGAAAGCAAAGUUAUUUUCAUGCGAGAAUUUGAAAUCAGCUUAUUUCAAACUCAAUGACAAUGUUUACCGAUAAUUCGAUAAAAGGCCGUUUAGUUUUGAGAACAUUUUAAAACGUUUUGCGAAGCGUUUGUGGUUGAAUUUUACAUUAAAUUGAUGCUUAUAUUACGUAUAAUAACAUACCUGGCAUACAUAUGUUUGGGAAAUUGAUCAUUUUGUUAUUAAAAGUGAUAUUUUGGGGGGAUUUUUCAAUUUUAAAACCAGGUUUAAAACUAUUCUUAAAAUUAUCGUGUUACCAUGACAACUACUUGCAAUUCUUCAUAAUAUUCAGAAAACAUAAUGUUUUGUCAGUAAGGCGAGGGUUUCUGCAUGCAUGUAUUUUCUAGUAGUUAACAUUAUUAUUAUUAGUAAAAUAUAUUUGUGAUCUGUGACUAAUUGUUUUGUAAUUUUUGAGAAGAUUUGAAAGAGAGCUGGCUCCCUGAAAUAACCACAGGGCUAUAUAAAUAUCAGGAAACCAAAUAAAGGACGAAAAAAUUAUGAAAAUUGACAAUAUAUAGUUCUAUAUCAAAUAUAUUUAAAAGAUCGAGAAAGGAGUCCUGCAUGACUCCCGAUAACGUAUAUAGAAAAAGUUGGAGUUGGAAACUGAAUCAAUACUUUCCAAGAAAAUCGAUUCUAAUUUUAUAUUUAAUUUGAGAAAUCGGCAAGUCUUUAUAUGAUUCAUGUAAAGAAUUCCAAAUUUUAGCGCCUUGAUAUUUGAUAUUGAAAAUUCCGAAAUUUGUUCUUGCUUUUGGUAGUAUAUAUGUUAAUUUAGAAGCAAGCCUCGUAUUUUGAGAAUAAACAUUGCACACAGGAGUAAAGAAAUUGUUGAACGUUGGUGGCAACAAGUUGUUAUGAUAUUUGUACAUGAAAAGAACCACGUGUAGAUUUAGAAGAUCAGUCAACUUAAUAAUAUUCAACUGUUUGAAAAGUGAGCUAGAGUGGGCAUCAAAUUUAGAGAAAGUUAUAACACGCACACCCUUUUUUUGGAGUAUAAUUAAAGGUUUGACAGUUGAGGAAUAAGCAUUACCCCAUAUGAUUAAACCAUAUGUUAUAAAAGGGUAAAUUAAAGCAUAAUAUAAAUUAACCAGAAUGUUGCUAUCUACAUAAUAUCUAAGUUUAGACAAAACUCCUAUACUUCUUUUAAUCUUUUUUGAAAUGAACGUAAUUUGUUUUUUCCAAGUUAAAUGAGGAUCGAAAAAAACACCAAGAUACUUUAUGUGAUCUACUUGUUUAAUGACUUUAUUUCUUACCGAAAGUUUUAUGUCUGUUAGUAUAUUUUUUUGGUAAGGAUGAAAUAUAAGAAAGUUUGAUUUUUCAACAUUAAGUGAUAACCUAUUAGCACAUAAUCAAGUAUCUAUAUUACUUAAUUAUAUAUUUAUAUUGGUUUCAAGUUCAAGUAAGCAUCUAUUUUUGCAAAACAAAUUUGAAUCAUCAGCAAAAUGAUGAAAAUCGAAAAAAUUAGAGCACUUAUGAAAAUCAUUGAUGUAUAAAAGAAAUAAGAGGGGUCCUAGCACUGACCCUUGGGGAAUUCCGCAAGUGAUAUCAUAUACCGCACUCUUAAAAAUAGGUGUGCUAUAGUAACACACCUUUUCUGUCGCCAAAACAGCACACCUUAAGGUGUGCUACGGUAACACACCAAGGUGUGCUACAGUAACACAACAAAAGGUGUGUUAGCGGCUUGUCGCCAAAACAACACACCUUUAGGUGUGUUACUAAGAAAGGUGUGUUAGGCAGCACGCAAAGGUGUGUUAUUGUUGCUCAAUGGUGUGUUAUAGUAGCACACCUCAAGGUGUGUUGGUUAGCAUAACUUAAGGUGUGUUAAUUGUGCUAAUGUAAGUGAAAGAUGUGCUAAUACAACACACCUUACAAGGUGUGCUAAUACAACACACCUUACAAGGUGUGCUAAUACAACACCCUUGAAAGAUGUGCUAACACAACACACCUUACAAAGUGUGCUACUACAACACACCUUAAAAGACGUGCCAGUUUAACACACCUUUGAAUGUGCUAUAUAACACACCUUUGAAAGUGCCAAAAUGCACAAGAUAUAAAAACAUGAAAACUGAAAAGGAUGCACUUCACUGGUAACAAUUUAAUGCAAAUAAAUCUUUCUAUCACAUUAAAUCUUUCUAUCAAUAAGUUAUAAAAGUUCGCCAGUAAGAAUAAUAGCCAUGCAAGAUACAGUCCCUUAAAUUACGGAAUAAAGUUUAAAAGGAUAUGGCAAUAUAAAAGUUUAUUGUCCCAUUUGUAAGAACUUUUAAAAUUAUAUGUUAAAUUUUUUUACCGAUUUUUAAUAUCUUGCAUAGUUCUGGAAAUAUUUUUACAUACAAUGACUGAAAACAAUGGAAUGUCCGACAUCUUGGAUUAUUUUUUAUCUCAUUAAUGCCGGUUUUAGGUGACGCCACAAGUAGGGUUAGCCAUAUAAAAGGACCCCUUGGUGGUUAAUGUUUAAAAUGUUUGCAGAUAUUUUGUUAUUUCAAAGAGUAUCCAGAGAAUAAUUUUCAACUCAUAAGGUUCAGUUGUUUUCAAGCAAUAUCUGCAAAAAUCCAAGAUGGCGACAUCUCAUUGCUUUACUGUCGUUCCAAUUGAAGUGUUCCUCAAAUAUUGUUUCAAUACAUUACCUCGGGCUGACCAAUUCAUUUCAUCAAGUUCCUCGAGAUAUUCAUACACUUCCUGUGAAAGAGCCAAUUCCAAGUAUUUGAUCAUUUCUGGUCACUUCCUUUCUAUAUAUGAUUGGUUAGUUGCACAAACAACAAAGGUGAUUGGUGCAUUCAAACUAUUCAACAGGAAGUUUACAAUUAUACUAGGAAGUGUAUGAAUAUUUCGAGGAACUUGAUGAAAUGAAUUGGUCAGCCCGAGGUAAUGUAUUGAAACAAUAUUUGAGGAACACUUCAAUUGGAACGACAGUAAGUCAAAAUAUUUCAAGAACUAAGCAAGAUAUAAAAAAAAACGGUAAAAGAGUUUAACAUAUAAUUUUGAAAGUUCUUUCAAAUGCGAAAAUCUAAUUUUAUAUUGCCAUAUCCCUUUAAUAAAGAAAUACAAUGUAUACUUAAGCUAAAUUACUGUCCCUUCUACGCAUGAACGGGAUUUGUAUUUACACUUCUUGUUUUGAUACACUUUAGCUGCAUGUUCCCAUGUACAUGUACUUAGCAUGCAUAUCAGCUAAAAAGUUACAUGAUGAAUUAGUCUUAAAUUUUGCCAAAAAUCUUUUUUUUGAGACAAGCAAUAAAAUAUUUUCGUGAAUCAAAUGUAUGGCUUUCCCUUUGCUUGCCUCGUUCAAUAACUCUUAAAGGUGAAACCGAAAUUGUAAAAAGUGUGUACACAUUUCCUUAAGUAUUUUUUCCCUGCUACUCUGAGUGCAGUUCACACAGGGCAAGCUGAAACACCGGGGUGGGAUUCGAGCUGUUUUUCAGGUUGCGCGGUGUGGACUGUACUAAGAGUAGCAGGGAAAAAAUACUUAUAACACCUGAGUACAAAAUGCACCACCACAAUCAGAGUACAUUUCCUUACGUUUUUGCGACAUGCAUAGAAGGGAAUAAAAUGUAAUUGACUUGUAACUUCAAGUUCACUGUCGGUGAACAUCGCAUUGCAACUAUUUAAUGGAUCGCUGUGUGGUGUCUGAUACAUCUAACGCGAAAUCCUGGAGGAAGUAGAGGAUACCUGACAUUUGAUCAGGGUAACUUAUGUGGAAGACGUAAUAGUUUGAAAUGACGUCGACUAAAGCUUCCAACAGGUCCGUGCUGCUUUCGAAAAACGUCGUCCGGUGUGCCGAGUACCACCAGUUUAAACUGGACCGCUUGUCUUCAAACAAAUUCUUGGGCUUACUCGAUGGCUAUAGCGAAGAGAAUACAUAAUGGUAGAGUUUAAGGAAAAACUUUUUGCACACACUGCCCUUACAAACGUGUAUAGAAACUAUCUCUAACUCAGCUACCAAGUGUAAUUUGAAUAUACUUACAUCGUUGAACUUAAUUAGUGAUCCCCUUUUUUUCAUUGUUUUCGUUUCAAUGAAUGAAACAGCGUCAGCAACAUCUUUAUUCGCCAGUUCAUCCUUCCGUAGAACUUUUUUAAUACCUUUUCUCAAUCUUUCCACAGACUUCUUUAAUGCAAAACCUGGGAGAACUUUUUGCAUUUCUUUACGCACCUAUACAGAGGAUAUACGCGACUUUACACAA
Molecule: messenger RNA, 4637 nt
Organism: Paramuricea clavata
Lineage: Eukaryota; Metazoa; Cnidaria; Anthozoa; Malacalcyonacea; Plexauridae
Source: the annotation of a GenBank genome assembly